Molecule: messenger RNA, 2127 nt
Organism: Cyclocybe aegerita
Lineage: Eukaryota; Fungi; Basidiomycota; Agaricomycetes; Agaricales; Hemipholiotaceae
Source: the annotation of a GenBank genome assembly
AUGCAUCGAGGCACGCACGUCGUCCGCCCAAACCGCAGCCAUAUAAGCGGGUACCAUUUCGCAGGGCAAUCUCGCGCAAGCACCAGCACUGAUCCUUUCUCCCCCCUCCAGUCCUCCGUGUACUACGUGCCCACCUACGGCACGAACACUCUCAUGCCUGGUCAACACAUUGAAAAUUCAGACGGGUACCCUUAUCCUUAUCCUGGAAGUGGCAAGCCUCGCCAUCGGGAGCACAUGUCGAACCACGAGCUCGCGAGACGCAGUGGGCGGGCACACCACCAUGACUUUGACGAGCACGCCGGGGCGGAGCCCGGCGUCAACCCGAGGAGCGGGCUGUCUAUCGCGGAGUAUAGUCAUUUCAAGCAGGACUGCGUGAUUGAUGUCAUCGACUAUGACUCCGAUGAAGCUACUUUUCAAAGGGUCACAAAUGCUGGUCUUAUCCAAUUGUUGAGUGAGAAGAAGCAAGACGUCUUUGGUGAUGAUGGCCUACCACCGCGUAUGGUGCGCUGGAUUAAUAUUGGUGGUAUUGACUGGAGUGUCCUGAGUGCGGUUGCUCUCAAAUACAACUUGCAUUCUCUUGCUCUUGAAGACAUCCUUCACGAACGAGGUCACAAUCAUUCAAAAGUCGACUACUAUCCCGGACACCUCUUUCUCCGAAUACUAUGCCAUACAGUCGACCUCGACGACGAAUCUGCAUCUCCAAGUUCAUCGCCGCUGAACAUGUCUCCCGAUCCGUCGAAGACAGCUCUAUCCGACGGCGAGAUACCCCCCGAACCAGCCAAAGCUGCAAGCGUCAGGCACCUGGACCUGGAAGGCGGACCUGAUGUACCUCCUGAUAACUUGACCAAUGGAGAAGACCCACAAGCAAUGAAGGGGAAAGACGCCGCACCAGGAAACGAACCUCGGAAAUCAUUUCUUUCUUCCUCUCUCAAGAAGAGACUGUCUGCCUUGAGUGGAUUCUCAGGUCCUGCGAGACAAAAACAGCUUCUGGAACUCAGGGCCUUGAAGAAAGGUGACCGCGUUAUGGUCAAGAAUGAGCCCAUGUUCAUCUUCCUUCUGCACGACGGGACUGUCAUCUCGAUGCAACCUUCUCCAAGUCUGGCGUAUACAGCACCGAUUACCGAACGUUUACACCGUCCAGAUUCUAUCCUUCGAACUUCAGAGGACGCGUCUCUACUGGUUGAGAGUUUGUUGGACCUUGUUGUCGAUCGCAUCCUCGAGAUGGUGGACGAAUACCAGGUCAAGAUCAACAAGCUCGAACAUGACAUUUUGCUCAACCCUGACAUGGCCACCGUUCGCAACCUCCAUAUCCUCUCAGGCGACCUCAUCCUACACAAACGAACCCUCGAUCCCAUCAAAACGAUGAUAUUCGGUCUGCGGCGGUACGACCUAGACAGAUGCGUCGCCCUCGCCGACAACAUGGCCCGGGACUACCAGUACGCGCCGUCGGACAGCGACACCGAGUCGAGUAUUAGCGAUACUGUGGCGCCCGACAAUGAUGAAGGGCGGGAGGAGAGAAAGAAGGCAGAGGGGAAGGACAAGAAGUCGAAGGCGAAGAGGAAGAGGCAGAGAGAAAGGGGGAGGCGACAGAAGGAGCAGGGUGGGGUGUGCGUUGAGAUUCAGGCGCCUGAGACGAAAUCGCCGACUGAGGGCGAGAAGCUGAGGCGCAAGACGUCGAAUAAAAAUCGACGAAAACCGAAGUCGCCUACUAGUCCUACCGCUCAGAAGAUCGAGGGUUUCUUCAGCUUCAAGGCGAAGGUCUACCUAGCAGACGUGUACGACCACAUGGACUUUGCCCUGGACAGCUUGGACAUGUUCGCGGGUAUCUCUGAGAAUCUGAUCAACUACGCGUUCAACGUGGCGUCAUAUGACAUGAAUAUGGUUAUGAGCCGCUUGACACUUGUCACGAUCAUCUUCUUGCCUUUGACGCUGCUGACGGGAUAUUUUGGAAUGAACUUCACGCCUUUCUGGGCCGUUGACCACAAUUCCGAUUUAUUCUUUUGGAAAAUCUCGCUUCCCGUCAUGGCAGCCCUUAUUCCGCUUUUCAUGUACAAGGAUAUCCGAAAGGCAGUGCAGUAUACAAAGAGGGUGAGGGAGGUCCGUCGGUCGUUGAAGGGAUUACGGUGA